Messenger RNA from Cimex lectularius (bed bug), 1380 nucleotides. Its product is annotated as ribosome biogenesis protein WDR12 homolog. Gene Ontology annotation, biological process: ribosome biogenesis. NCBI's taxonomy places the organism in Eukaryota, Metazoa, Arthropoda, Insecta, Hemiptera, Cimicidae. The transcript is spliced from 10 exons. The coding region runs from base 78 to 1334 and encodes 418 amino acids. The record is from RefSeq and is a predicted model, not a curated record. Gene Ontology annotation, molecular function: protein binding. Gene Ontology annotation, cellular component: preribosome, large subunit precursor.
UAAGCAAGGACGUAACCUUCCUGCUUGUUACACUCGUUUAGUGCUUGCUGCUUAAAACUUUUAAAUAACAUAUAACUAUGGAAUCGUCAAGUCAGACGAAGCAGCUUCAGAUUAGAUUUAUAACGAAACAGGAACAGUAUUCCGUUGCAGAUACACCUUUUGCUGUUCCUGCCACAAUAUCGGUUGUUGAAUUGAAUAAUCUAGUAAAUCACCUUCUUAAAGAGAGCAAUGUCAUCGAAGGCAAGGAUGUCAAUUUUGACUUUAUCGCCGCAAGCGAAUUUGUACGUUCGCCAUUGGGCGAACACUUGGAAACCAGGGGCCAUUCAACGGAAGUUGUCGUCGACAUUGAAUACCUUGAAAGAUUGCCUGCACCCCAACCACAAGACUGCCUCCUACACGAUGAUUGGGUCUCUUCAGCCCAUACAUCGAAAAAAUGGAUCGUAUCUGGAUGCUAUGACAAUACCGUGCACUUAUGGUCUAUAGAAGGCACUCAUAUCAUGACGAUUCCUGGUCAUACUGGAGCGGUAAAAGCUGUCAGCUGGAUAUCCCAGUCAGAAGAUGAUGCAACUUUCCUAAGCGGUUCACAUGAUCAGACAGUUCUUUUGUGGCAAUGGAAAAGCGCAAAAAAUGAAAUUGAAUGUAUACGUGUUUGUAAAGGCCAUUCAAAAUCAAUCGAGUGCAUCGGAGUGAGCCCUGACAAGACGAGGUUCGCCUCAGGCUCAUGGGACAACAUGUUGAAAAUAUGGUCCACUUCAAUGGAUGACGAUGACGAUGAGCCGACGGUGAAAAGAAAACCAGGGAAGAUGGCAAAUGUCAAGACACCAUUGGUGACACUAAAAGGCCAUAAAGAGGCGGUUUCAGGUCUUAGCUGGAAAGACAACACAGAAAUGGCCACAUGCUCGUGGGACCAUACCAUUAGAAUAUGGGAUACAGAAAUGUCGUCUUCCAUUCAAGAGAUGGCAGGAACGAAAGCUUUUUUCGACGUCGAUUGGAGCCAACUUAACCAUCUUUUAAUUACAGCUAGUUCUGAUAAAAAUAUCAAACUUUAUGAUCCCAGAUCAAAAGAGGGCCAAGUAUGUAAAACAACAUUUACUUCUCACCGCGACUGGGUCAUGAGCGUUAGAUGGUCCAAGACGAAGGAACAUCUUUUCAUUUCAUCUUCGAAUGACAAAACCGUCAAACUCUGGGAUACGAGAAGCUCUCAAGUUCCAAUGUUCGACAUGACAGGGCACAGCGACAAAGUGCUGUCUUGUGAUUGGUCUCAGCCAGAAUUAGUCGUCUCAGGUGGAGCUGAUAAUACUUUGAGGAUAUUCAAAGUGUCGAAUGAAAUCUAAAGUUAAUGUUUUUUUCUAAAUAAAUAUUUUAUCCUUUUUAGUUCAA